This is a messenger RNA of Aspergillus caelatus, 3638 nucleotides long. Its product is annotated as ubiquitin-ubiquitin ligase UFD2. Gene Ontology annotation, biological process: protein polyubiquitination. Bases 216 to 3416 code for a protein of 1066 amino acids. The transcript is spliced from 7 exons. The record is from RefSeq and is a predicted model, not a curated record. NCBI's taxonomy places the organism in Eukaryota, Fungi, Ascomycota, Eurotiomycetes, Eurotiales, Aspergillaceae. Gene Ontology annotation, cellular component: cytoplasm; ubiquitin ligase complex; nucleus. Gene Ontology annotation, molecular function: ubiquitin-ubiquitin ligase activity.
CUCACAUUCAUUCACUUGGCCUCUGGUUCUCAGUUCGUUCCCCGCAGUGUGACCCAUCGAUCUGAGAACCCGGCACGAUUAGGUGACCAUCGAUUCAUUUUUACCCAUCCUUUUCUCGCUGGUUUUCUCCUCAUCGAUUUUGCUCCGCAUUUUCUGCCCCGCUGGUUGACAAGCCUUUCAUUAGGUACGGGGCACCGUAUCUUUAAUACUCAGAGAUGUCCGACAAUCUCUCUGAAGCGGACAAGAUCCGCAACAAGCGCUUAGCAAAGCUUGGAAACCCGUCCCCAUCGUCGAGAUCAGAGGGCGUAGAGUCGUCAAGUCGGCCCCAAUCUCCCUCGACGCCAGCACUUUCCCGAACACAGUCCAACGCCGGCAGUGCAGCGAGUUCCAGAGCAGCGUCGCCCAGACCCGACCUACAGUCCGAAGGGAAGCGGAUCAAGAUCACACCAGCCGUCUCGAACAUUACAGGCCCCGAUCGGUCACAAUCGGUCACCCCAGUUUCCGGCACCCCACCGCCGCCGAGGGCAGAAGAGAGUCUUGAGGCGUUUGAGGAUCGUACACUGAGCGCUGUGUUCAAGCUGACGUUGAAGGGGGACCGCCAACGGGAUAUCCACGGACAAAGAUUGACUUACCUUUCGGGCCUCAAGAGUGAGCUCGAGGAGCAAGGUCGCGGCCUUCGUAUUGAGACAGCUGUCCUAGACCAGGCUCUUCUGGAAGCUGCUUCAAAUGCCCCUCAGCAGAAGCCCUUGGAUUAUUUGCUACCGUGCUGGCGGAGGAUAUCUAGGCUGCACAAGGGAUUCCGUCGUGCUCGCGAAGAUGACCCGAAGUUCAACGUCAUAUGCGAGGCCCGGCGCCUUUGCUUGAGUUAUUGCAUGUUUGCGAUUACAAUGCCGGAGAUGUUUGGGAUCGAACCGUCCGGACAGUCACCUCUUAAGCCUUACCUUCUCUUGGACCCCGAGGAUGAUAAAGGGGUGGAUUUUGAGCUUCUAAGUGAGGCUGUCAAAAGGUUUGAAGAGGAUGAGAACAUCAAGCCAGCAUUCAUUGCGGCGGUAGAAGAAAUGAGCAAGGAUCUUGCGGCCAUGACUAUCAACGACGAUUACAAGCCCUACGUAACAGCCCUACGAAACCUUGUCCGCCACGCGGUUGUGGGUGCAGCGAUCACAGAGUCAUCCUUGUUCAAUGAAUCUCGGGAGGCUGCAACAUUUGAGAAGGACACGUUACUCGGGCCCUGGUUCCGGCUAUCGCCUCUGCAGGGUGCAGUGACUAUGACCUAUUUCUCAAGCCCCAAGACGAGGGACCAGGGCUAUAUCCUGAACGCACAGCGCUCACAGCGGAUGAUGCAGCAGAUGCUGAGUUCGGAUCUUUUCGACAUAAUAAACCAUCUGAUUCGUGCAUCGAAAGAUGCACGUGAGAGAGUUCUGGAUUGGUUCGCCGCAGCUCUGAAUAUCAAUCACAAGCGACGCGCUAUGCAGGUUGAUCCGAAUACUGUGUCCUCGGAUGGUUUCAUGUUCAAUCUCACGACGUGUCUGGACCAGCUUUGUGAGCCUUUUAUGGAUGCCAACUUUACCAAGAUCGACAGGAUUGAUGCAGGAUAUUUGCAUCGGAACCCACGAAUCGAUAUGAAAGAUGAGACCAAAAUCAACGCCGAUCAGCAUGCGUCUGAUGCAUUCUAUGCUAAGAAGGUUGAUGGUACCUCUAAUUUCAUCACAGAGAUCUUCUUCCUCACAGUCGCUGCUCACCACUAUGGUAGCGAAUCAUUGACCUCAAAGUUGGAUCAACUGGAGAAGGACCUCCGACACCUGGAGAACACAAUCAACAAAUUCGAGCAAGAACGGCACAAGUGGAGCAACAACCCAAUGCAACUCAGGGUCUUUGAGCAGGCCUUAAAGAAGUACAAGGACAAGUUGGAUUUGGGUCUUGCUUUGAAGUACAGUCUUCAAGGUGUGUUGUUCGACGACCAGUGGCAGGCCCGUUCCAUGCUGUUUAUGCGCUAUGUUAUUGUCUUCCUCCUGAGACUUGUGUCUGGCAAGAACUUCCCCAAAGAGCCCAUCCAAUUGCCUCUGCCCGAGGAGCAGCAAGAAGUUUGGAAGUGUCUUCCUGAGUACUUUGUGGACGACAUUGUGAGCAAUUUCAAAUUCAUCAUGUGGUGCAUGCCUCAAAUCAUUACCGCAACGCAGGGUGACGAAUUGGUAAUGCUCUGUAUAGCCUUUUUGGAAAGCACUAGCUAUAUCAAAAACCCCUAUUUGAAGGCCGGUCUAGUCUCUAUUCUCUUCCGAGGAACAUGGCCUCGCCCUGGCGGUGCGCGGGGCGUGCUGGUGGACCUCCUGAACUCCAUGCCCUUUGCCAACGAGUAUUUGCUGCAUGCUCUUAUGAAGUUCUACAUUGAAGCCGAGCACACGGGCACCCAUACCCAAUUCUUCGACAAGUUCAACAUCCGUUUUGAGAUCUUCCAGAUCAUCAAGUGCAUUUGGCCCAAUACGCUAUACCGUGCCAAGCUUUCUAACCAGGCCAAGCGGAAUCUGGACUUCUUCGUGCGCUUUGUGAAUUUGCUCCUCAACGAUGUGACUUUUGUGCUUGACGAGUCGUUCGGUGCCUUUAUUACCAUCCAUAAAACUCAAACGGAAUUGCGUAAUGGGGCGGGCAUGGAUCCCACCGUGCGACAGCAGAAAGAGGAACAACUUGCCUCUGCUCAGCGCAAUGCGAAGUCUUACAUGCAAUUGACCAAUGAAACAGUCGCCAUGCUUAAGCUCUUCACCGAAGCUCUGGCCGAUUCAUUCACCAUGCCGGAAAUUGUGCAAAGACUGGCAGACAUGCUUGAUUACAAUCUUGAUGCGAUGGUGGGCCCCAAGAGCUCGAGUCUCCGUGUCGACAACCUGCAGGAGUACGGGUUCAAUCCACGAGCCUUGUUGAGCGAGAUUGUCGAUGUGUAUCUGAACUUGAUGAGCAAGGAGAAUUUCAUUGUGGCCGUUGCUCGGGAUGGACGGUCCUACAAGCCGGCCAACUUCGAAAAGGCAGCGGAGAUCCUGCGGAAGUGGUCACUCAAGUCCCCUGAGGAGCUCAGGCGGUGGGAGCAGCUACAACGCCGGGUGCGGGAAGCCAAGGAGGCCGACGAACAAGCAGAGGAGGACCUCGGAGAGGUCCCCGACGAGUUUUUAGAUCCUCUUAUGUAUACACUGAUGGAAGACCCUGUGAUUCUUCCUGGGUCGAGAGUGUCCAUCGAUCGCUCCACCAUCCGGUCUCAUCUUCUGAGUGACCCUCAUGAUCCUUUCAACCGAGUCCCCCUCAAGAUGGAAGACGUCACGCCUGAUACGGAGCUCAAGGCCAAGAUUGAGGCGUUCAAGGCGGAGCGAAUGGCAGCGCGCAGAACACCAGCGACGCAAAGUGCAUCUGAGACGAUGGACACGUCUGCUGACUGAUGGGAUAUCCCUUUGUUUAUGAGUUGGCGGUUGUUGGAAACGAUUCCACAUCCACGAUAUUCCUAAAAAUUGGAACGAUACGAGCUUUGUUUUUAUUGUUAAUGGUUUGGAUCGGAGUGGGCUAUUCUUUUCUUGCUCCUUCACGACUUGUAGCUUCGCUAGAUGUUGAGGCUUAGCAUAGACGAACAGACUAAAACUUAUGUUAUAUCGGGUUUUACCGUC